Molecule: messenger RNA, 1769 nt
Organism: Phaeodactylum tricornutum CCAP 1055/1
Lineage: Eukaryota; Bacillariophyta; Bacillariophyceae; Surirellales; Neidiaceae
Exons: 3
Coding region: 492-1769 (425 amino acids)
Source: RefSeq, a predicted model, not a curated record
ACGAUGGUAACGAUCGAUCCGUUACUUUGUUCGAACGCCAGUGCGUCGAGUGUCUAGCCGAACGCAUUCCACUCUCCACCGCACCGGCAGUCAGCAAAAGACACUGCGUUGUUCGACCGAGAUUUUUGAGGAUUGUACGAGACGGGAGAUUCAUUACCGGUAUUGCUUGGACCGGAACAGUGUCUGUCUCGCGGUCGGCGCUUUCGACGCUACCAUUCGUUCGUUCGUUCGUUCCUUCGUUUGCUAGUUCUCCUAUCGAAAGGAGUCAGCCAUAGGCUGUUGCUGUUGGCGACUACCGUACGUCACUCAGGGUACAAUCACAAAGGCUGCAGCAACGGAAGUAAACGGCACGAACGUCACACACACACACGCACAUUGAUCAUGAUCCCUCCCCGACCGACUGGACAGUCCCGUAAACGUGCAGCCCGAGACCGUAGCACUGUUAAGAGGGUCAUAGCACGACAGAACUUUCCUCCAUACUGGAUGCAGCUAUGUUUGCUGUGGCUAGCCUCAACAUCGACGCACAGCCUUUGCAGGGCAACGUCGACCAGCGAGUUAUCCUCGGCGCGUCGACUAGAGCAGAGUUUGGAUCGUCGCAAACAUCCGGCCAGAGCUAUUCAUCGUUGCGCAGCAACACCAACAAUGCGCGUCACCAUUUUGGUGGCAGCAACAAUAGCAGUAACGAACCGCGCUACUUGGAUUUGACUGACGUCUUAUUGUGUUUGAGUUUGGCACUGACCUGGACGGUAUGGAUGUUGACGGGUUUCGUCCGCACAGAUCUGUGGAAAUUUCACGACCAGAGUGUGGUCGUCGCCGGUAACGUGCGGCAGGUCCAGAUCGCGGCGGAUUCCCUCGGUACUGGAAUCCCCUGCUACUCGGCAAUCAUUGAUUACAUGAUCCAUCUGGAACGCCGCGCCGAAACGGACGAUAUGGUGGCACGUUGGACUCACACGCGAAGAAACUGUGGCGCUGACGAUUCCGUUUUGGAAUACAAUCACUCACCGGCCAGUCCAGGCAACGCGAACGGCAACCACGCAAAGGGUACGGUGACACGCUUCCAAAUUCGUAAACAAUUCCAGACCACCGUGCCCUUGGAAGAAGGCUUUGCCAACGUCGAGCUUCUCGUGUUACCGCACGAACCUACCGUUUCCAUGCUCAAGGAGGACUGGAAGCGAGAAUUGCUGGAACAGCAGCAGGACGUGAACGAUGGGGCCGUAUGUUGUCGUCCCGUUUUAUGUCGACGACUCAGUAUGAUCUUUGCCGGAGUGUUAGUACUCGUUAGUAUUGGCGGAGCCGUCCUUGUGGUGGACCACAUGGAUCCGGUAGACAAGGGGCUCGGUUGGGGAGUUUUUUGCAUCGGGACAGCACUGUUGUUGCCUUCCGCGUUGGGCUUGCAUCGGCUCGGGACGGCUGUAUCUCAAAUGUUAUCGGAUCCGUCCAAGACAGGCCGCGUGUUGCAAGGUGCGGAAGAAUUGAGCGCCACAACGGCAGCGCAAUGGGAUUGUCAAGAAUUCGACGUUCUUGACGCCCGGGCCUGCGACGAUGAAGGCGAAAUAUUAUCGGCUAUUCAGCAUCAACAGCAAGAGGGUUUUGGCGGUAGUCAAUUGCCGCUUCCUCACGGCCGACGGCGACCAUUGUACGCACAUCACGGAGGGGCCGGUGUACCCGAUACAGCCGGAUGCUAUUUCAUCCGUUUCCCGUUACAUCGACACCAAAAUCGGACCCGAUCCCACGAUGUGUCCAUCUCGGACGGUUUGCGUGGAGUAUAA